ACGGAGUCUCAGCGUUCGGUUUGGGAAGGUUGGCUCAGCUGCUCGCUGCAAGGCUGUGGCCGAGGAUUGGCUGUUGAGGAGCUCAGAGCACUUUCUCCGGGGAACUGUGGCUGCGAUCCAGGUGGCUCCGGCCAGGCUCCGGGCUGCGAUCUGCCCGCCUCGGGCAGCCAAGGCAACCAGAGCACCGCGAUGGGGACCCCGGCCUCAGUGGUGAGCGAGCCACCUUUGUGGCAGGUUUCAACUGAGGCCCGGGGCCGCAAGCAGGCCUCUGCUAACAUCUUCCAGGAUGCUGAGCUGGUGCAGAUCCAGGGCCUGUUCCAGCGCAGUGGGGACCAGCUGGCUGAAGAACGGGCCCAGAUCAUCUGGGAAUGUGCAGGGGAUCACCGCGUAGCUGAGGCCCUGAGGAGACUGCGCAGGAAAAGGCCCCCAAGGCAGAACCACUGCAGCCGCCUGAGAGCACCAGAGCCUGGUUCUAUAGCGGCCGACCUGCCGGACAGUGCCACUGGCACAGCGUCAAGUGAGCAGCUUGGGAACUCCCGGAGGACAAGUGCCAGAGUCCACCGAAACUGGAAUAAGCCAGGUCCCACAGGUUACCUCCACCAGAUCAGACACUGACCCAGUGAAGGGGUAGGGAAGGCCUCCUCAGAUACUGCAGGGACUUUUGCCAAAGGGCUUAUGGAGUUGCAAGAAGGUCUGAGCAGGACCCUGUCUAGGUGGUAAAAGCAGUAAUAAGAAUGUCGUCCUCGGUUCAGAGCAGAACCAGCAUCCACUGGACUCUGUACCAUGUGGAACCUGCUCUUCUCAGUGAGGUGAUAACGAGGCUGCAUGGCAUCCCCCUGGGAUAAAAGUGUGCUCAGAGGCAGCAUCUCACCAUUCUGCCACUAACUGCCAGUUACUGUCACCAUGCAGCAGCCAGCUGUCUCACACCCUUGUGCCAUAGGCCAGUGCAAAGGGAAAACUUGUUUAUGUGGAAAAUAAAA
This is a messenger RNA of Microtus ochrogaster (prairie vole), 980 nucleotides long. It is a transcript of the gene Avpi1, whose product is annotated as arginine vasopressin induced 1. NCBI's taxonomy places the organism in Eukaryota, Metazoa, Chordata, Mammalia, Rodentia, Cricetidae. The record is from RefSeq and is a predicted model, not a curated record.